AUGAUGCUGUUAUUGGUAACAUUUCUUCUACUUCACCAUGGAAAUACGCUGGAUCAAGUGACCACAGUUCAGCUUGGUGAACCUGUAACUUUGACAUGUGUUUUACCUCCUGGUGAUUUAAGCAGUAAAAUUCACUGGUACAAGCAGAGAGCAGGGGAAACUCUAAAACUGAUUGCGACACUGCGACAAACUGCACAACCUCAGUAUGGAAAAGGGUUUAAUGCCUCAAGAUUGGAAGUAAAAGAAAAUAAGAACAUCAGCAUUCUGUCCAUAUUCAGGACAAUCCCAGAAGAUGAAGGAAUGUAUCACUGUGCAGUCAUGGAAUGGAAUGUGAAUACUUGGAGUGGGACAUAUUUGUUAUUAAAAGGGAACACCCAGAGAAAUGUUACUGUUCGUCAGUGGCCAACGGUAUUAGAUCCAGUCCGUGCAGGGGAUUCUGUGACUCUCAACUGUUCAGUCCUCUCAGACUCUGAUAACAAGAUGUGUCCUGGAGAUCUCAAUGUCCUCUGGUUCAGAGGACAAAACUCUCAUCCAAAUAUCAUCUAUGUUGAUGGAAAAAAUCAAACUGAAUGUAAGAAGCAAUCAGACAUUCAGCAGAGCUGUGUUUAUCGCUUCUCUAAGAAGGUCAGCUCCUCUGAUACUGGCACAUACUACUGUGCUGUUGUCACAUGUGGAACGAUAUUAUUUGGAGGUGGAACUCAACUGCAAAUUGGUAACACAAAAGUACAAAUGCGCAUAACAUGUUGGGAACUUAUUGUCCUGGUAAUAGCAAUAACCUGCCUGGUCAUUUCAGUGAUUGUAAAUAUUGUUUUCAUCUGUUUCGGAAGACCAAGACUAGCAUGUAAUAAAUUUAAAGACAGCACAUCUUCACAAGGAAGAAAUGACAACUUGACUCAACCACUGGAUGAUAUUAAUGAAGGUGAGCAGGAUCUGAACUAUGCAGCAAUACAUUUCCCUGGAAGGAAACCUACAAAAGGAAGCAAUAAAAAAGAACAGAAGACUGAAGAAUGUGUUUAUUCUCAAGUUAAGCGCUGA
Messenger RNA from Pelmatolapia mariae (spotted tilapia), 1035 nucleotides. RefSeq lists its product as uncharacterized. Gene Ontology annotation, biological process: response to bacterium. The record is from RefSeq and is a predicted model, not a curated record. Bases 1 to 1035 code for a protein of 344 amino acids. Lineage: Eukaryota; Metazoa; Chordata; Actinopteri; Cichliformes; Cichlidae. The transcript has 6 exons.